ACGCUAACCAUUGGACCAUACAACUAUUAUAAAUUAACUUUUCAUCACAACAGGGAGGUGGAGAUGGCUCAUCAGGUGUUGAGUAAAGACAUGGCGGCCUUAGUGGAGGCCAUGAGGCUCGCUAUACAGUACGCAGACACCACGUUGCAUCAUGAAUACACCAAGAGUAUGCUAUCAGCUGCGCACGUGUUGGCGAUGGAUGCGAAGAACCUUCUAGACGUGGUGGAGUGCAUCAGGCAGCGGCAUCCGAACAUCGACUGGCGCGCCGCCCUCCGCCCCCCCACCCCCGAGCCCCCUCCGCUCCACACUCCCCAACCCCUUCCGCUCCACACUCCCCAGCCCCCUCCACCCCACACUUCCCAGCCCCCUCCGCCCCACACUCCCCAGCCCAUCCUCCCGCAGAACCAAACGCUCACGUCACAAAACAAGAUCUUCGCCAACCGAAACCAAUCCUACUCCCCUCAAAACCCGAACGAUCAUUGCUCCCUCAAAGAAGAAGAGCCCCCUAGAGCGGACUUCAAAAUCGAUCAACCUUGUACACAAGUCGGCACCGCUCGAUUGACCGCGGAUCCCUCUAAAGAGCAUUCGAGUCUGCCGGUGUCGUCGAAUCGAGUUUCCACUCUGAUUCACAAUUACAACCUCUACAGUAAUAUAGAGCCUCAACACUUGUAUGGAAACGCGGAAGUGGCCUUCCAGCAUUCGUCGAGCGUGGAUGAAACCAAAAUCGACUCUGCCCCGAUGGAAUCCGUCAAAAGUAGAGUCCAAGCGAUAUCGGGCAAACUAGAUUCUCCACUGUAUUCUGUCACUAAAAAAGUGUCACUAGAUCGGAACAUGAGUGCCGGCGAUCAAGGAUGAAGUUUGCCAGGUUAGAUUAGCUCGCUUGUAGUGGCAGUGUUUUUAAUUUUCCAUUUCCCCCCCUCGUAGGGUGACGGCUUCGGCUCCUCGAGUGAGUUCUGCACUUACCCGGCUUCGAAAGUAGCGAUUGAAAGUAUGACGAUAUUUAUUUUUUUAUGUUUGACUUUUGUGACGCCUUUAGUUUGCUCCCGGAACGUAGUCGUAUGCGGAUUUCGAAAAGACAAAAACGUGUAAUGCUCAAUAUUGAAAGUAGCGAAUAGUGUUUCAUUGUAAUAAGCGCUGAGCUUAAAUGUUUGUAAUGAGUUAGAGAAUUAUGUUUGUGUUUUAACGAACCGAAUAUGAACGCUUCUUAGAUAAUUAUUAACAUUAAUUUAUUAUUUCAUCGACUAAAAUAUCUUACCAUAAUUUAAUUGAAACGAUAAGUUGAUAAUUAAUUCUAUGAGACUUAAAAGCAAUGAUUUGAAUACAUACAUCAGAGUUAAUACAAUCUUAUGUAGCAUUUGCUGAUUUCUGGGACAAACAUUAGUUUUUCAGGAGGUACGUGCGCGUAAUAAAACUAAACUAAAAAUGUAUCAUAUAAUUUUUUUUAAUUAUAUUUAAUAACAGUAAGAAUGCUUUUUUAAUUGUUUUUUAAUAUAAUAUUCAGACAUACAUGGGUCUGAAUUAACUGAAAUAUAUUUAACAUUAAAUAAGUGAUUGUUUAUUUAUGAAUCUUUUAUCAGAUUUCUUCACAAAGCUAAUGUAUUAGAGAAGCGUUCGGUACUCGUUAAUUCAUAUAUUCAAUAACGCAAGCUGUUAUAUAAUCAUAAAUGAAAGUAAUGAAUGAUUUACUAACUGUAUCAAUUAACUUGGUAACAUAAUAAUUGUGUUAUUGUUGCUUUAGUGUUAUAUAUCUAUUCACAUAUCAUCGGCAUUGUUGCGCUUCAGAUUUUAAUAUUAUCAUGUUGCUACGAUGAAAAAUAUAACAUAGAUGUACCUAUAAUUCUUAAUGAAAUAAGCAUUAUUCAGUGCGGAAUCAAAAAAACAAUAACGUCCGAGAACAUCUUAUAAUUUGUCGCUUAAAUAGCAAUAUCGUGUUGCUUAAAUUUGACAUUUUUCAUUUACGAAUAAAAAUUACCACUCAUAAAUUUAUAUAUUUUUUUAAUUUCAUUGAAUCCAUAAAUAAAUUACAAUUAUUUUCGAACAUUAUGUAAUUAUAGCGGAUUUCUGCCAC
Diatraea saccharalis (sugarcane borer) is the source of this 2068-nucleotide messenger RNA. Lineage: Eukaryota; Metazoa; Arthropoda; Insecta; Lepidoptera; Crambidae. The record is from the annotation of a GenBank genome assembly.